AACUGAUAAGCAGAUGGAGGAAAAUUUCAAAAUUUCGAAAAAAUUUGUAGAAAUAUCCGAUUAAAUGGUGAAUUAUCGAUGAAAAAGCUGGAAAAUAUUCAAUAAGUGGUGACUCUUAUCGGUUACUUGAAAACUACAUCGAUCCUUCACCUGAUUUUCUACCUUCAUUUGUGUUGCUUGAAUCGGUUGCCAAUUUAUCAUCAAACGUCCUCAGUAUGUCAAUUGCUCUUCGUGCGAGGUUUGGCUGAAAUGAGCUGCCCAAAAGGCACCUAUAUCACAGGAGUCCUCAAAGGACUCCAGUCUGUGCUGACUGAAGCAGUCAAAUUACAGGAUAUGCAAUGUAAAGAAACCUGGAAUCAUUCUAUUAUAAGAAGCGCUGUCGAACAAACUUCUCAAACUGUGAACGAGAAAGUCAAAGAAUAUACUAAUUUGGAAACCGGUCAGUUGGAGAAAAAUGUCAGCGAGAUUCUGCAACGAUCUUCUAUGGUAUUCGAAGGAUUAAGCGCUGUUGCUAAAUAUGCUCAAGCAAGCCCUGCUGCAGAAAAAACAUCCGAAGAUGAUUUACAAAUCCCCAAAGAAUUCAUUUUGAACGUAGAAGUGCCAAAUAUUGAAUUCUCGUAUAAAUCGAUUCUGCAGCCUUUACAACACGAACACGUUGGCAUCAAAGAAGAAAUCCACAUUACUGAAAAACCACCGGUUCAAGUUCCCAUUGCUCAUAUAACCAAAUCAGAUACACCUGAAAUUUCAACAAUUAAUAUACCCAAUUUCGAACCAAUCAAAAUAACUGGAUUAGCUCAAAAUAUCACCUCGACGAAACCAGAACAAACUGAAAUACCAAUUCAAAGCGGUUCAAAAUCGAAACAAACUCAGGAAACUAAAACGAUACCAACUCCUAAGGCUUCUAAAGCAUCGAAGAAUUUACCAAAGUUGAGUGAUAAAGCUAAAGAAAGAGCAGUACCGGCGUCCAGAAUAGCUCGAGUUGUUUCUUUCGGCGGUCUAUUCGCAGGAUUAGGAAUAGGAACUGUAGCUGAGAUUACUCGAAGAACAUUAGGAAUGUCUGAAACGAAUUCAGUUGCGAAUACUUUAGAUAAAGUUUUUAUUACACCUGCGAACGCUGAACGAAUUGUCAACACUUUAUGUAAAGUGAGAGGAGCUGCUUUAAAAAUUGGUCAGAUUUUUAGUAUUCAAGAUAGCAACAUCAUCAGUCCUGAGUUUCAAAAACUCUUCGAAAGAGUACGACAAUCUGCUGAUUUUAUGCCCACUUGGCAAGUUGAAAACGUGAUGCGAAAAGAACUGGGCGAUGAUUGGAAAUCAAAAUUCGCUUCCUUUGAAGUAAAACCAUUUGCUGCCGCUUCUAUUGGGCAAGUACACGCUGGUACUUUACCAGAUGGCAGAGACGUCGCUAUUAAAAUUCAGUAUCCGGGAGUAGCUCAGGGCAUUGAAAGUGAUAUCGAUAAUUUAAUGUCAGUUCUCAAAGUUUGGAAUAUUUUCCCUCAAGGCAUGUUUAUCGAUAACUUAGUAGAUGUAGCUAAAAGAGAACUCGCUUGGGAAGUAGAUUACGAAAGAGAAGCCGAAUGUACUAAAAAAUUCAAACAAUUACUCGCCCCCUAUCCACAAUAUUACGUUCCCGAAGUCAUAGAUGAACUCUGCACUAAAGGAGUAUUUACCUCAGAACUCAUAGAAGGAAUACCAGUCGAUAAAUGCGUUGAUUUAGAUUAUAAUACUCGUUGUCAUAUUUCAAUGCUGAUUCAUCACCUAGUUCUGAAAGAAAUGUUCGAAUUCCGUUACAUGCAAACCGAUCCCAACUGGUCCAAUUUCUUUUACAACACCAACACCAAACAGCUCGUUUUACUCGAUUUCGGAGCAUCUCGAGAGUACAGCAAGAAAUUCAUGGAUCAGUAUCUUCGUGUAGCUAAAGCAGCUGUCGAUGGAGAUAGAGCUCUAGUGCUAAGUUAUUCUGAGAAAAUGGGAUUUUUGACUGGAUAUGAAUCUAAAAUAAUGCAAGAUGCUCACGUAGACGCUGUUAUGAUUUUGGGCGAGAUACUGCGUAAAGAAGGGUUCGAUUUCAGUAAACAGAACACUGUUCAUAGAAUACAAGCUCUUGUUCCUACCAUGAUUCAUCACAGAUUAUGUCCCCCUCCGGAAGAAGUUUACUCUUUGCAUCGUAAAUUAUCAGGUGCUUUUCUCUUAUACAGCAAACUGAAAUCAAAGCUUUCAUGCUAUGAUUUGUUCAUGGAAAUGUACAAUAACUAUAAAUUCGACGAGUGAAAAGAGAUCUGUUUGGGGAUUUUUAUGUGCAAUAAUUUCGUAGAGCUUUAAACAAAUAAUUUGUUAUGUAAAUGAAGAUGUAAACAGUGUAAAAAAUAAACAAAUAAAUCAA
Messenger RNA from Planococcus citri (citrus mealybug), 2380 nucleotides. RefSeq names its product ubiquinone biosynthesis protein COQ8, mitochondrial (gene Coq8). The transcript is spliced from 12 exons. NCBI's taxonomy places the organism in Eukaryota, Metazoa, Arthropoda, Insecta, Hemiptera, Pseudococcidae. The record is from RefSeq and is a predicted model, not a curated record. The coding region runs from base 250 to 2268 and encodes 672 amino acids. Gene Ontology annotation, biological process: ubiquinone biosynthetic process.